This is a messenger RNA of Bacidia gigantensis, 5832 nucleotides long. RefSeq lists its product as uncharacterized. Gene Ontology annotation, molecular function: RNA helicase activity; nucleic acid binding; ATP binding. NCBI's taxonomy places the organism in Eukaryota, Fungi, Ascomycota, Lecanoromycetes, Lecanorales, Ramalinaceae. The record is from RefSeq and is a predicted model, not a curated record. The coding region runs from base 1 to 5832 and encodes 1943 amino acids. The transcript has 3 exons.
AUGAGACUGUCCUCGUAUCCUGGAAUUGGAAAAAAUCCCGAGGGACCUCUGAAUGAGUUCAUAAAUGGAAGCCCCACCGGUUUCCACCUGAUCGAGACAUACUGGAAGCAAAGUGAGAACAGCGACGCGCCUAUCUCUCCAGCCAUGGAUGGUCAGCGCUCCAACACUACUUUGCCAAAGCCUUGUUGCAGAAGAGGAGUCCUCAAAGAAACGCCAGCCAUGGAAGAGCAAUCUUCAAAGCCAUUGCCUGGAGACUCGAGCGGCUUGGCAUUUUCCCAAACCAACAGGAAUGGAAGACAGGGCAGCCCAUUAGGCCGAAAAGUUGAAUCUGAAGUGCAAACAAUAGCAAAUAGCAACAUUACCAAUGAUGAAGGCCAUUUGUUCAAUGGAACAAUUCGGCCAACUGAUCAACACAAAGCGCUCUUUUGCCACGGGACUGAUCGCACUAGAGCUAUACUUCAAGCAAUUGAGGACACCAUAGCGAGCAUCAAAGAGCUCAACACGCGAGGACGAUUACCUUCCGCUGCAGAUCGGUAUUUAGAUGAGACGGAGAUUAAGCCCAAGGAGAAGAAGAGAGGCGUCAGGUCAAGCAGACUUGCAUUAUACCGGGGCCCUUCAGCACCGCAUGAUGAUGAUAUUAGUGUUAGCACCGAAGAUAGUGAAGUGGGCUUAAGGUGGUGGCCGGAUAGCGCUAAAAAGGCAAAAGUGAAGUGUCAAGUCUCAUUCGAAACCUCUUUCUUUAUUUACUACCAACCGUCUCAGCACCGACUUGUCAACAUUCAACCAGAUCUUCAAGAUCUCAAGUCUGCAGCAUCAUCUUUGACACGGAGGUGCAACUAUCUGUCAACAGACAACACGAUGGUGGGGCGUGCGCGAUAUAUAGCUGGCUCAGGCCACAUCACGACUAAAGGUCGUGGUUUCCAGCCAUCUGAAGUCGGCAAAUUGGCAUCGAAGUCUGUUCCUUCAGCCAUUCUCAGCUAUCGAUCAGCAAUCGAAGACACACGUUCAUGGGACGCUCAAGAAGUCAAGAAGGCUCGAAGCCUGUUCACCUCUCCGUCGAGUCCAUCCACUAUUGUAGAUCCUCGUAACUAUGCGCAGACGCAGAAAUGGGUCACUUCAAAUGCAUACGUAUUUGAUGGACCCAAUGAAUCCUCCGCACCAUCAGUCGACCGCGCGAAGCCCGGUGUCGUCAACACCAAGACGUCGUCUUGUUGGUCCAGAGCUGCAGAUCACGCUCAUAAUGUCACCCCUGAUCAAAUUGGCAACGCUGCAGAUGCUGCAUCUUGGCUUAUGCAGAACGAGCGGGAUCUUGACGUUAUCUCCCAGGCACCUGUGCCUCGUGCAUUUCUCAAGACGAUGAAGUAUGAACAUCCCAACAACCGUAAGCCAGCCACCGGUGCUGUCAAGGGAUCCUUCCAACGCCAACAAAAAGAAUUGAAAAAUGGGGAUACUUCAAAUGAAGUGAAACGUGUCAGCGGCAGUAGCAACAACCCUGAUCUCAUCACAAGUGGAAAGACAGAGCUCGAAGAAGGCGAAAUUGAAAAUUGCAGGCCAGGCACGACUGCCGGCGGCAAUGGCUCAAGCCACCACCAACCUUCUGUGACCACAAACAAUGUUAAUGGUCAAGAUAAUAUCAAGUCAUCAUCUUACCUGCAGCCAGAGAGACAAGCAAAAAUAUUUUCAGGACCAAUCUCUGCUGACAAGCAUGUCAGCAAUCUUGAGGACGCAGCUGGUCAUGAUGGUGAUAUGAAAGCGAGCUCUAAGACGGACCUGAAACGGCCAGAACCAACGGCGGUCACAUCUAAUGAAAUGAGAGCUCCGACUGUCCAUGCACAACCUACAUCAGCAGAUCGUGAAUGUCAAGCUUCUAUUGAGCCGGAUGUCUCUGGAAGUAAGGCGUCUCUCACACAAUUACCGCCUCAUCUCAGAGCGAAAACUCCGCGGGUGCUAAGCCAAGGCACGGCAGGAAAAGUCGCUUUAUCCAACGACACACAGAGAGUAAGCGAUAGCACCAAUGCAAAUUCUGCCAUCAGGAAUAUUAAAGAUUUCAGCGUAAAGAACACCGCGUUAUCCAGCAAACAAGGCGGGCUUCGUCGCUCGAUAGGGGAGUCAGAUAAGACAUCGAUCCAUUCAAAACAGAGCUCCCGCAAGAAAAAGGAAGUACCAAAGUCUCCCUGGCCUAUGUCGAACUACGAGUCUCGGCUUACUGACUGGGAUGGAAAACCGUUUCCUGCCGCUAUCGGGCACGAGUGGACGAUUCGAGAACAGUACAACAAACCGGAAGAACGGCGUGCAACCAUUGAGCAAUUUCAAAAGGAGCAAUCUCUGGAUCAAAUCGAGGCUAUUGCUGUCGUCGAUACAGACGAUCCUGCAUUUCGUGAGGGGAGACAACUCCUCGAUGAGGAAGGUGUCGAAGACGUACCCCUGAAAGAUAUCUGUGAACCCCGAUUGCCAGAGAUACUCUCGGAUGGACGUCCAAGCAAAGCUUCUAAGACGACUGAUGAUAAAAUCAAGGAGUUUAUCGAGCAUCGAGAAAAAUAUGGCGAGCCAGAAAAGGAAGAUGAGAUAGAUGCAACAGGGGGUGCCAGUAUGACCAGGCAAGAGCGCCGUGCACUACGAAAGGAUAUGCUAGCAGAACAAAAUGGCCCUCUAUUUCCAUCGAAAGAGCUGGCUCCAGAUGCCAAUAUCUACCUUCGUCCAGUAGAGACAAACGAUGCAGGACAACUCACUCAAAUUGUGAAUCACUACGUACAGACCUCCGUUGUAACUCCACUACUUGAGCGAGACACUGCUGCCACAUGGUCCGCUGAAAUCAUGCAAGAUGGUAGGAUGAAAUUACCUUUUCUUGUCGCCGUUGCCCUAAAAGAUAGCGACUCCAGAGAUUUCAAAAAGACCAGGCGCUUGGUUCGGGAAGUGAUUGUGGGGUUCGGCCGGGCAAUUGAGUACGGAGAGCAGAGCAACGCCUUUCGCGAGACCGUUGAGCUCGAAAUUUAUGUUAAGGAUGGCUUCCUUCACCGAGGCAUCGGCAAAACGCUCUUCAAUCAAUUGAUGGGAGCUUUGGCAGAAGAAUACAGGAUGAAGCCAUUGAUGGCACCUUUGAUUGGAGUUCAGUCAGUCAUUCCUUGGUCGACUGGGAAUUUGCAGCAAAUCACCACGAUCGUGUUAAGCCUUCUUCAUCACCACGAUGAUAAAGAUCUGGAUUGGAAGAAAGCAUUCCUGGAAUCCAAUGGUUUCAAGCAAUGUGGCUUUAUUCCUAAGAUCGGGAAGAAGUUUGAUAAAAAAGCCCAUACGAAUCUUCGGAAAACUUUCCGCAAACCUGUUCCGAGAACUAAAUUAUUCGCAUUUUUUGUGACGUGUAAAGUGGUAAUCUCAUACAUGGCUCCUAUCGCUUUCGACGACGUUGUAAAUGAUGGGUUUACACGGACAAUCUCUGAUGAGUAUUCUACUACGUCGGAUGUAGAGAAAGGGAAAAAGCAGUUUUCGAGCACAGAGUCGAACACGAAGUUUAACGGUACGAAGCGAAAAUAUAGCGAGUUCGCAGGAAUCACGGCUACUCUGGGAAAUACAUCAGAAACUGAAAAGAGUGAAAAUUUACACAAGGGAAAUGAGACAACGUUUCUUACAGAUACUUUGAACACGAGAGAAGCUGCUUCCCAUGAUGCUGCAAAUGAUCUGUCUAGCGCUGAGGGCGAGGAUGGUGGAGCAAUGGAUUCGGAUUUCGAAUUCCAAUUACACGAUUUGGAUCGAAACGUGAUUGAAGAGCUUGAUACAUGGGGUCUUCCUACGCAGAAGAAACAGGUCUUUGGCGGGAAUCAGGGGACUGCUGCUGGGUUGGGCCUUGAGGAACUCAUUGCCAGAAAACGAAAGAGAAACCAAGGUUCAACGGAUGCCAAAAUAACGAAUUCCGAUGUUGUAGAGAGAUCUGAAAGUUCAGGCGACGACAGCUUCACAGCUGGGGGAGCAAGGGGAGCUAAGAAGACAAGUUAUGAAGCGGUGGAGGAUGGGGAGAAUGAGGAGACAAUGCCACAGGAUGCAUUUGGCAUGGGUGCUAAUUUGGAGGAAGAUGAAAAGAGCUCUCAAGACCGUCAAGACGACCUUGAAGCUUCGUCAGAAUCCGACCAAGGGAUCGCAGAUGACAUGCCAGAACCCGACGAUGGCUCUGGAUCCGCCGCAGAAGAUUCUGUUGAUGCUUUAGAGCAAGCUAAACGUGAUUCUUUCUUUGACCAAGGAGAUGCAUACUCUACCAAGAGACCCGCAAAGCCAGCUGACUCAAAGUCAUUCCAGCCUUUUUCGCUAUCACGCCCAAUCCUCCGUGGUUUGACAUCCGCGGGCUUCUCUACUCCAACACCCAUCCAGAAACGAGCUAUUCCUGUUGCACUUCUCGGUAAGGAUGUCGUAGGCGGUGCUGUCACUGGCUCAGGAAAGACUGCUGCCUUUGUAAUCCCAAUACUUGAGCGCUUGCUGUAUCGCCCUAAGAAGGUACCGACCAGCCGCGUAGCAAUUUUGACGCCCACACGCGAACUGGCACUUCAAUGCUUCAAUGUUGCUCGCAAACUUGCCAGCUUUACAGACAUCGCUUUCUGCCAGCUAGUGGGAGGCUUCAGUCUUCGAGAACAGGAGAAUGUGCUGAGAACCAGACCCGACGUGAUCAUUGCUACACCUGGCAGGUUCAUCGAUCAUAUGCGUAACUCGCCUUCGUUUAUAGUUGAAACACUAGAAAUACUUGUUCUUGAUGAAGCUGAUCGUAUGCUCGAGGACGGAUUCGCCGACGAGUUGAAUCAGAUUUUGACCACUAUUCCAGAAAAGAGGCAGACUAUGCUUUUCUCAGCUACGAUGACAGACAGUGUAGACAAACUCAUCAGAGCGGGUUUGAAGAAGCCAGUGCGGCUGUUAGUAGACGCACAGCGACAGACUGUCGGCACUCUACUCCAGGAAUUUGUACGCCUACGACCAGGCCGAGAAGGUCUACGCCUAGGCCAUCUGACCUAUCUCUGCAAGGAGGUCUUCACAGACCGCGUGAUUGUCUUCUUCCGCCAAAAGAAAGAAGCACAUCGCGUCCGAGUGAUCUUCGGUCUGCUAGGCAUCAAAGCCGCCGAACUUCACGGCAGCAUGUCUCAAGAACAACGUAUCUCCGCCAUCACCUCAUUCACCUCCCACACGGCAACCCAUCUACUCGCCACGGAUUUAGCCUCUCGUGGUCUAGAUAUUCCUAAUGUCUCCACCGUUAUCAACUACUCUGCCCCCCAGACCUAUGAAAUCUAUCUCCACCGCGUCGGUCGCACUGCACGUGCUGGCCGCGCAGGAAGAUCUUGCACCCUUGCCGCCGAAGAAGAUAGGAAAAUUGUCAAAGCGGCUGUCAAGGCUGGACGGGCACAGGGCGCCAAGAUAGUCAGCCGAGUCAUUGAACCGGAACUCGUUGACGCAAGCCAGCAACAAGUAGAUUCCCUGGAGCAUGAGGUCGAUGAUAUCCUACGAGAGGAGAAAGAAGAGCGGCUGCUUGCUCAAGGAGAAAUGCAUGUUCGAAAGGGCGAAAAUCUUAUUGAGCACGAGGCUGAGAUCAAAGCGCGAGCUAGGCGGACAUGGUUUGAAUCCGAAAAGGAGAAGCUGCAGGCGAAGAAGGCAGGAUUUGUGGAGUUGAAUGGGGUGCAGGGCGGUGGAAAGGCGAAGGCGAAGGGGGGAAAGUUGAGUGGAAAAGAAAAAAAGGCGUUGGAUGAUAGAAGGGAAAGAGUCGAAGGGCGGAUGUGGAAGAAGGGAAAAGACGGGGGCAGGAAGGGAGGUAGUGUCAAAGUCAAGGGAAAGCGAAAAGAAAAGAAGGAUAGGAAAAGAAUGUGA